Silurus meridionalis is the source of this 1574-nucleotide messenger RNA. RefSeq names its product perilipin 3 (gene plin3). Gene Ontology annotation, biological process: positive regulation of triglyceride storage; lipid storage. The transcript has 8 exons. NCBI's taxonomy places the organism in Eukaryota, Metazoa, Chordata, Actinopteri, Siluriformes, Siluridae. The record is from RefSeq and is a predicted model, not a curated record. Bases 114 to 1403 code for a protein of 429 amino acids. Gene Ontology annotation, cellular component: lipid droplet; cytosol.
CCCUCCAGUCAUGUCAUGUCCUCCCUAUUACUUCAUGUGAACUCUGGAGUUUCAUUAUUGUUCAGAAGGACGAGGAGAACAGGACACACUGACAGAGAUUUUGUGGCAUCAUCAUGGCUGAGAAUGAAAAUCCCGACAAGAUGGAAAGUGAAACACCUUCAGCACUACAGGAACCACAGAGUGUAAUGACACGUGUGAGUAAUCUUGCCCUGGUAAGCUCAGCGUGUGACGCAGUAUCCAGUGCAUACAGCAGCACAAAGGAGAGCAUCCCUGUGCUCAGAGGAGUGAUGGAUGCGGCCGAGAGCGGAGUUCGAACCCUGAGCACCGCCGCAAGUUCAGGCACUAAACCUAUACUGAACAAACUUGAACCACAACUUGCCAUGGUGAACGAGUACGCCAUGAAAGGUCUGGACAAGAUGGAGGAAAAUAUUCCUGUCCUUCACCAGCCUGCAGACAAACUGGUGUCUGAGACAGUAGGUAAGGUGUAUCAGUGUGUAUCAGGAGCGAAGGAUGCGGUAGUAGGGGCGAUGAUGGGGGGAGUGGAGAUGACCCGUUCAGCCCUCAGCGGGGGUAUUAACACCGUCAUGGGCUCCCGCAUGGGACAGAUGGUCAGCAGUGGAGUGGGUUUAUCUGUGUAUCGGUCAGAGGACUGCGUGGAGCAGAAACUCCCACUCAGUGAGACAGAAUUGGCCACUGUAGCAGAGCCUCCACCGAAGGACCAGGACGAAACCUGUCCAAGCAAUGAGGGCGUGGCCUGUCAAAGCUCCACCCCCAGCUACUUUGUUCGCCUGGGGAAACUCUCUGCUCAAGUUCAAGAGCGAGCGCUGGAGCUGUCCCUCAUUAAAGCCAGCGCUGCUCGGGACGCCACCUACAAAGCCGUUUCCCAAAUCACCAGCACUCUGGACCUGCUGGAGAACCUGAGAGGAACCAACACGCUGGUGGGAGCACCGGAGCAACUUCUCAGGAAGUGGAGAGAGUGGAGACAGGAGGGGCAGGAAGAACACGGGCAGGGGCACGGGACAGAAAGCAAAGAGGAGGGCAAUGAAGAGGACAGCAAGGACAAUGGAGAGCAGCUUGAAUGGCGAGCUCUGUCCAUGGUGCGUGCUCUGAGUGAGCAGCUGCGUGUAGCGUGUUCGGGUGUCGUGUCCAGUGUUCAGGGUCUCCCCAGCACCGUACAGGAGCAGCUGCUGCACGCACGCACCUCAGCCGAACAGCUGCACUCAUCCCUCGACCGAACCAACACAGUCACACCACUGCUGCUCCAACAGAGCCGAAACCAACUCACACAGGUGAGACAGUCUCUGGAUGGAGUGAUGGAGUAUCUCCUGAAUAACACUCCUCUGAACUGGCUAGUCGGCCCUUUUUCUCCACAGCUGACGGAGAAUCGGUCGAGCGCAGAGUAACUUCAAAAAUCAACCAUUAAAAUGUGUCUUCUGUUAUUACAUGCACAUGUUGUAACCACAGGAUAAUAAACACUCACCACUACAGUAUUUCUCCAGUGUAAUAAAAUGUCUUUUAGGUAGCAAUGAAGUUUAAUUCAGCAUUAAGCUUUAAAUAUACAAAUUCUGAUUUUA